Globicephala melas (long-finned pilot whale) is the source of this 4722-nucleotide messenger RNA. RefSeq names its product solute carrier family 29 member 3 (gene SLC29A3). Gene Ontology annotation, cellular component: Golgi apparatus; plasma membrane. Gene Ontology annotation, molecular function: nucleoside transmembrane transporter activity. Gene Ontology annotation, biological process: nucleoside transmembrane transport. The record is from RefSeq and is a predicted model, not a curated record. NCBI's taxonomy places the organism in Eukaryota, Metazoa, Chordata, Mammalia, Artiodactyla, Delphinidae.
GCCUGCGGCCCAGCAGAGCCGCGAGUCGUCGUAGUGGCCGAGGUAAGCAGAGAGGCGGCGGCGACGCGGCGGCGACAUGGCCAUCGUCUCAGAGGAUGACUUUCAUCAAAGCUCCAACUCCACCUACAGAACUGCAAGCAGCUCUCUCCGAGCUGACCAAGAAGCACUGCUUGAGAAGCUGCUGGACCACCCGCCGCCCGGCCUCCAGAGGCCCAAGGACCGCUUCAGUGGUACCUACAUCAUCUUCUUCAGCUUGGGCAUCGGUGGCCUGCUGCCAUGGAACUUCUUUGUCACGGCCCAGGAGUACUGGAUAUUCAAACUCAGCAACUGUUCCAGCCCAGCCACACUGGAGGAGUCUAAGGGCUCGGACAUCCUGAACUACUUUGAGAGCUACCUGGCCGUUGCCUCCACCGUACCCUCCGUGCUGUGCCUCCUGGUGAAUUUCCUGCUUGUCAACAGGGUUCCGAUUCAUGUCCGCGUGCUGGCCUCGCUGACUGUCAUGCUGGCCAUCUUCGUGGUGAUGACCGUGCUGGUGAAGGUGGACACCUCCUCCUGGACUCACAGCUUCUUCGCCGUCACUAUCGUCUGCAUGGCGAUCCUCAGCGGCACCUCCACCAUCUUCAAUAGCAGCGUCUUCGGCAUGACUGGUUCCUUCCCCAUGAGGAAUUCCCAGGCACUGAUAUCAGGAGGAGCCAUGGGGGGCACCCUCAGUGCUGUGGCCUCGCUGGUGGACCUGGCGGGGGCCAGUGACGUGACGGACAGCACCCUGGCCUUCUUCCUGACGGCGGACGUCUUCCUGGCGCUCUGCAUCGGGCUCUACCUGCUGCUGCCGCGGCUGGACUACGCCAGGUACUAUAUGAGGCCCGUCUGGCCGGCUGUGUUUUCUGGUGAAGAGCAGCUGCCCCAGGACUCCCCCAAUCCCCCUUUGGUGGCCCCUGGAUCCAGCGACUCCCAGACACCACCCCUCCGCCCCAUCUUGAAGAAGACUGCCGGCCUGGGCUUCUGCAUCAUCUACCUCCUCUUCAUCACCAGCCUCGUCUUCCCCGCCAUCCUCAGCAACAUCGAGUCCCUCAGCAAGGGCUCGGGCUCGCCGUGGAGCACCAAGUUCUUUGUCCCCCUCACCGCCUUCCUCCUGUACAACUUUGCUGACCUGUGCGGCCGGCAGAUCACAGCCUGGAUCCAGGUGCCAGGGCCCAGGAGCAAGGUGCUCCCCGGGCUUGUGCUCCUCCGGACCUGUCUCGUCCCCCUCUUUGUGUUCUGCAACUACCAGCCCCGCCUCCACCUGCACACGGUGGUCUUCCAGUCUGACGUGUACCCGGUGCUCUUCACCUCUCUGCUGGGGCUCAGCAACGGCUACCUCAGCACCCUAGCUCUCAUCUAUGGGCCCAAGAUCGUGCCCCGGGAGCUGGCCGAGGCCACUGGGGUGGUGAUGUCCUUUUACAUGUGCCUGGGCCUGGUGCUUGGCUCGGCGUGCUCUGCCCUGCUCGUGCACCUCAUCUAGGAGGGGCGAUGGCUAGACCUCGGUGCUGUGCGAUGCCUGGGAGCCUCAGCAAGAUGGGCAGGAAGUGCCAGGAGGGCCCAGGCAGCGAGCAGGAAGGGCUGGGGUUGGGCUCUGCAGAGCACAGAUCACACCCGGGCCUCGUUGCUGCCAGGGAGCUGGGACCAGUGCUGUCGCCGGGACCAGGUAGACAUUCCAGAUACUUUGACAGAUGUCCUGAGACGUUUUGAGGACCAAAGACACCUGAAUAAGACACAGUUACAAGUUACACAGAAAGCUCCUGGCCGAUGGGUGCUUUCUGCCUGUUGUUAUUCCCUCUUGGGGAAGGUGUUGCCAGUGUUCAGCUCUUGAGUUGUUACAGGGUGAGUGCCAAGACCGUCUACAGGCCCUUUGCCUUCUCCCAGCCUUGCUCCUUCCAGCUGAUGGCAAGAUGCGAGACUCCUUAGCCCUCCCUACCCGGAGGAGGUCCCCCUGGUGUGGCCAGCCCUCAGGCCUAAGACCCAAGCCUGUGCAGACCUCCACUUUCCACCAACCAGACUGGGAACCCCGGGAAGACAGGCCUUCCAGGAGCCCUUCCUUCCCUGGACAUGGGCUCCAGAGGGCCUCCCUGCUGUACCCAGGACCAAGCAUGUCAGGCCUGGAUUUCAAACAGGGAUGCUUAAAGUGGUCUAUGGCCUGGGUCAGGGCAGGGUUUAGUGUCCAUGUUUACAGUAUGUCAAGGCCAUUGGUUCAAGGGCCUAAUAAAUACCUGGGUAUUUAAUGAAAGCCUUAUUGGUGGCUGUUUUAGGGUCUUGGCAGGAAACAGCAUACUCAAAUUGAGUAAUUUAAGGAUAUUUGAAGAGUGGGUGUAGUAACCCUAAGGGGUUAUGCAUUAUAUCCCAGAAGUACUGGGCUGGCCAAAAAGUGCUUUCGGGUUUCUCCGUAAGACGUUGGCCAACCCAAUAGUAAGGCUGCUCUACCCCAGGCCUGAAGGGAGGGACAUGUCCAGCCUGCUGUGACCCACAGGAGGCGUGUUCCCUCCUCCCGUCCAUCUCCUCUGCGCCCCUGUGGACUGAGUCACAGCCAAGGAGCAGGCGGAAGAUGGAGACUGGACUGGAGGGGCAGAGGGUGUCCAGAGGGGGCCAGUAGCCCCUUCACCUUCCUAGGUUGGUUUAUUAUGAACAUCAGCUGAGCUCUGAAGCUUUAGUCAACAGAAUUAGGUGUUGCUUUGUCCUGUUUUUUUCUGGACACAGUCGUAUAUUUUGUAGCUGUUGUUUCAAAAGGCAACCCCUCAGGUUCUGAGGCCUGCACACACUUGUGAUUGCCUGACAUGAGUAGUAAUUUAUAUUUUUUCAGGUUCCUUGAAGGCUCCCGCAAGGCUGUUCCUUGGGGGAGCAGGCUGACAUGGGAAUCCGAGAGAGGAAGGAACUAGAUCAGACCAGGAGUUUUCUCAAGAGCUGUGCGGGAAGCACAGAGCUUGCCCCGAGAAGUGGCAAAACGCUGAGAGCCGUGAAUCAACCGCUCCUGCUCUGAAGCGCGCCGGAUCCGAGAUGUCCCGUGGACAGCUGAUAGAGCUGGAAGCAGCCGGUAAUCCACCCAGUGUCAGCAGUUGAUGCUCCCCACCGACUCGGCUGGUACACGCUCCCUCUCUUUGGCCAGAGAAUUGAAAAGGACACCCUUGAAAGGUUUUCUGAAACUUGAUACUUGGGAAAAAAAUUUUAUUUUAAAAAUAAAUUCUCCCCUCCCCUUGCAGGAAGUUGAAAUCUCCCCCUUGGUUUUUUUCCACUGACUUCAAUGCUGUUGAUCACUUGGGGCGUCUGUCUGGGAGGUGAGGUGACGCAUCUCAACCUCAGGUAUCUUAUCAAUGGGGAGCAUGUCUGUUUUAAGGUACAACAGCGGUCUGAGCUCAGGGGUAGGGACCGCCCUGGAGCUAACAGAGGAGGAGGGCUGGGGGCCUCGCAUGCUCUGUUGAAGGGGGGUAGCUUUCCCGUUAGUGAGUUGAUUUGGAAUCAGCAUGGAGUGAAUGGGGAAGAGGGUGGCCAGCGUGAUGAUGCAGCGUUGAGGGGAGCUGAGGAGAUGACGGGCUCGCAGUGCCAGCUGUGCUGCCGCGGCCGCUGCCGGAAGAGGGGCCGGCUGCUUGGCUGGUGGGAGGGUUAUCCGGGCUUUUGCCCACUUUUCUUUGUUGCUCACUUUAGUGGGCAUUUUGCAAAGGAUCAUUCCUUCUCAGGGAGGAAGGUAAAUAAAAAUACAUCUCCAAGUAGAGGGGCAGACAGUGGAGUUCAGUCACCCUUGUCGCCCAUUUAUUGUAAUAGCAGCUCAUGGGGCUUGUCUGCUCUGGGUCUCAAGUCUCAUGUGACCCCAGGAAGCUUGUGGAACUAGCUCACGUGUUUUGGGGCGUGAACAAAACUUGCUAAAGAGAAGGGGAUUUUUCAGUGAAAGAGGUGGAGGAGAAUCCCUGAGAGGUUGCCUUUGUCUGGUAGUACUCUGAUUUAAUCCCAAGUGGCAGCUUUAGUGCAUGCCCUUGUGUAUUUCCAUGCCAUACACGUCUUCAUUUUCCUCCUUUCAUUCAACAAAGACAGCUAGAGGCAGCCAAUUGACUCUUUAACUAGUGGGUUCCUACAUGCAUGGGGACACGAGGAGGCUUGAGCCAGGUGUGGGUAUUAUUAGCAAAGCCCAUUCAUUUUGCUGUCUUCAGCCCAGUGCUCCUGAGAACACCCGGGACCCUCUAAUCAGCUUUGACGUUAUGUGAGGGGGGGGUUACUGCAGGGUCCUGGCUUCUGAGACCAUGGCAUGCUUUACUACAGAACUUCAGAUAGAAGAGAGAAAGCCAGAAGUCAGUUGAAAGAUUUUAUUCUACUGGAGGUUAAAUUUAAAGCCCAUGCUCAUCUUUUUUUUUUAAUUGAAUUAUAGUUGAUUUACAAUGUGUUAAUUACUGCUGUAUAGCAAAGUGAUUCUGUUAUACAUAUAUAUAUAUUCAUUUUUUAUAUUCUUUUCUAUUAUGGUUUAUCAUAGAAUAUUGAAUAUAGUUCUCUGUGCUAGACAGUAGGACCUUGUUGUUUAUCCAUUCUAGAUAUAAAAGCUUACAUCUGCUCACCCCAACCUCCCGCUCCAUCCCUCCCCCAACUGCUUCCCCUUGGCAACCACCAGUCUAUUCUCAAGGUCCAUGGUUCUGUUUCUGUUUCAUAGAUAGGUUCAUUUUUUUGUUUGUUUGUUUUUGUUUUUUGCGGUACGUGGGCCUCUCACCA